AUGUUAGCCGCAUCACCCAACCUCACAUCGAAGACGCUAUUUUCGAAUCGGCCACUCUCGUUAUCCAUGUUAACCGGAAUCAGAAACUCCUUCGUAUUACCCUUGAGGACAUGUCUAAAGCCGACACCUCUCCGACUCGUGUCGUGGCCACCACGCGGUUCUUCUUCUUCUUCUGUUAGGGCCAUGUCAUCGUCUUCUUCUUCAAUGGAAGAGACCGUUAAAACGACGGUAGCGGAAAACUCUAUCGUUGUUUACUCCAAAACCUAUUGCUCAUACUCGUCCCAAGUGAAGACAGUGUUCAAGAGACUUGAAGUUGAGCCACUGGUUAUUGAAUUGGAUGAGCUUGGUUCGGAGGGUUCGCAGCUGCAGAACGUGUUGGAGAAACUUACAGGACAAUACACUGUUCCCAAUGUUUUCAUCGGAGGCAAGCACAUUGGUGGCUGCUCAGAUACAUUGGAGCUGUACAAUAAAGGAGAGCUAGAGCCAAUGAUAGCUAAAGCAAACGGAAAAACCGGUCAGACUUGA
Molecule: messenger RNA, 525 nt
Organism: Arabis nemorensis
Lineage: Eukaryota; Viridiplantae; Streptophyta; Magnoliopsida; Brassicales; Brassicaceae
Source: the annotation of a GenBank genome assembly